AUGAAUGUCGAUGCAUCAAAUCAACCGCUAUCACCAGCUCAGCCGAUGAUCAUAGAUCAACCAUUACAACAGGCAAAUCCAGGAAAAAAACGCAAAAAAUAUCAUGGUAUUAAAAAAUUACAACGUUUCAGUCGGAGACGACGUGAUCGCGGCAUUAGUGACGAAGCAAUAAAGAAAAUGAUUAAGUCAGGGAAAUUUGUGAAGAAAAAGAAAAAAUCAAAACAAUCGAAAAACGUUACUACUACAACGAAUGCUCCUCCAACAGAAGUUCCGGUCACAUCAGAACCGAAACCAAAAAAACAAGAAAUUCACAAUAAACAGGAAAAAUCUACUACAUUUGCAAAGAAACGUAAACGAGAUAUUUCUUCAUUUGAACUUCAUUAUCAUUUGGUUCCAUCGACAAAUGAACGAAUAUUUCUUCAUGUGCGCUUACAAUUAUUAGAUCGUCGAUAUCGUCUAAAACUUGAUCAAGGUUUAUGGCAAUCUUACUUAGAUAUUGGUCACGAAGAAAAAUUAUGGCCCCGUUCAUUAUAUGAAAUGGUCAAAACCAAUCAAGCAGAUCUAUGUGAAAAUUAUAUUAUGACACAAUUAGCUAUUACCGAUGAUCAAUUAGAGCAAUGCGAUAUGGAAUUGGAUAAACAAACGAAACCACCGAUAUCAACUCUAUUACCACCAUUAGAUAUUAUGGAUACAAGUUUAAAAAAUUAUGUCUCCUUACAACAAAACUAUUUAGUCGAACGUAUACAACAUAAAAUAAUGAAAUUUAAGGAUGAACUUCGUCAUGAAAAAUUGUAUCGAGAUUUGUUUUCUUACAAUCUCAGUACUGUUCAACGACAAAUGCUUGAACAGAUCAUUCAUGUACGAAUGACACAAUUGCAAGUUUACGAAGAAUUUAUGAUGCUUGAACAACGUAUUUUACAUCAGUUUCUACCACCGAAUUUUGAUCAAUUUGAAAAGAUUACAGCACCUGAUUUUUAUUGGCCACCAAUUACUGAUCAGACACUAGUCAAUAUACGAACAAAACAUCGUACAAUCUUAAAACGAGAAAAACGUAAUUUACUAAAUCUGUUUUAUGCUGCCUAUGAAUAUAAAGUCAAUGAAUAUCAAGUACAGUAUAAAGAAAAUUUAAAUCAAUUAGAAUUACAAAAAUUUUCUACUGAAAUUCAAAUCAAUGGCAUAUCUUUAAUCAACUAUUUCAAAGCUUAUAUGUUACAUCAUACUCAAACAGCUAUUGAUAAUAUAUUUCAUAAAUUAAGUCACUUUCGACAGAUCAUUGCUCAACGUUAUCAACAAUCAUCAGCUACCAAGACAAUGGUCGGCGUAUCACCUGAAGUGAUUGUUGAUGUUCUUUAUUGUCCUUAUAAACCCGAAGAAUUAUCUCACUUAUCCUUAGGUCCAAAUUAUGCUCGACCUAAUCCAAGUGCUCUUCGUAAGUUGAAACAUCGCGAAACACAAAUAGACCAUCAUCUGAAAGAUAUCACUACGAAAGUUAAAAAUCAAUUAACGAACUACUGUCGUAGAGAACCACCAGUCCCAAGAAUAAAACAUUAUUCUGAAUUAGUUGAAAAUUUACUUCAACAACAUUAUAUGGCUCCAUUAUCCUAUGUUGAUCGCAUGCGCGCUGAACGAGAAUUCAAAUUGGUUAAGUCUAUUCGACAUAAAGCACAACAUGCGAAACUUAUUAUACGUAUCUGCGAUAAAGGUGGUGGUUUUCAUAUUGGUAGCAAAAGUGAUUAUGAAAGAAAAGCAGCUAAAUAUCGUGAAGAUACAAAAGCCUAUCAAGAAUUAUCAUAUAAUCCAUUGAAGGAAAUAUUCACUAAUGUAAAAAAUGCACUUGACGUUCUCAAGAAUAAUAAGCAAUUAACACUCAAGGACUAUAAUCGUCUAAUGCCGAAAGGGGAUCAAGUCAAAUUAUCUUACAUGUAUUUUAAUCCAAAACCACAUAAGGAAGGAACACCAUUACGACCUAUUUUGAAUACUAUUAAAUCAGUAACCAGAUCUAUCUCUGAUUUCUUAAAUGAAUUGAUUCAACCUAUCUAUGAUCAAUAUAAUAAAGAGAAUACAAUUACUGAUGGUGUAAAUCUUAUCAAACGUGUCGAAAAAUAUGCUGCUGAUGGUUAUCUUAAACCGUCGACUCUUUUCUGUACUUUUGAUAUCAAUAACUUGUAUACCAUGUUGCCACAAGAUGAAUCCAUUCGAAUUCUAGGUGAAUUUCUUCAUACAUAUGUUGGUAAAAGAGUUAAAAAUAUCUCGGUUGA
Rotaria sordida is the source of this 2258-nucleotide messenger RNA. The record is from the annotation of a GenBank genome assembly. NCBI's taxonomy places the organism in Eukaryota, Metazoa, Rotifera, Eurotatoria, Philodinida, Philodinidae.